AUGUCAUCGGGAAGCAACCCAACGCCCAUGGUAGGAGAGGCCACCAAGGAGAAUGCGACACGCUCGGAGGCUGUUUUCGACGACUCACCUUUUCGCUAUGAUGACGGGAUUGAGUCUAACGGGGCUGACCGUCGUGGCUCUGUUCCUGCCCGGCUGACUUCCUGUCUCAAGAAGCUGGAGAAUCAGUUGGUUGAGUACAGCCUCGAGGCUCGUGGUAUCGAACGUGUGCAGGAGCAUGAACGAAUCCCAAAGUUGACCUGGGUCUCGUACUUGCAGGUCUUCCUGCUCUGGAUGUCAGUCAAUCUGGCAGCUAACAACAUCACCUUGGGUAUGUUGGGGCCUGCGGUAUACGGCCUUAGCUUUCUCGACUCGGCUCUCUGUGCGGUCUUUGGAGCGCUUGUCGGUGCGACAGCUGCGUCGUGGAUGGCUACAUGGGGCCCUAUCUCUGGUAUCCGGACUAUGGCUUUUGGACGGUAUACAAUGGGAUGGUGGCCGAGCAAGCUUAUCGUGAUAUUGAACUUGAUUCAGAUGAUUGGGUACUGUUUGAUCAACUGCGUCGUUUGCGGGCAGAUUCUUUCCGCUGUAUCUCCCAACGGGAGCCUGUCGGUGGCAGUGGGAAUCGUCAUUAUUGCCGUCAUCAGUUGGAUCAUUGCAACCUUUGGCAUCCGAGUCUUCCACUACUAUGAACGAUUUGCUUUUCUGCCUCAGGUCAUCGUAGUGAGCAUUCUGUUUGGAGUGUCUUCCUCAAAGUUCGACCUAUCCACUCCAUCCCAUGGCGAUACACGCACCGUGAUCGGGAAUAGACUAUCAUUCUUCUCCCUCUGCGUCAGCGCUGCAAUCACCUACACCCCACUCGCAGCCGACUUCUUCGUCUACUACCCGGAACGAACGUCGCGGGUGAAACUCUUCUCCCUCUCCCUCUUCGGCCUCCUCUGCUCAUUCACUUUGGCCUUCCUCCUCGGCAUCGGCCUCGCCUCGGGAAUAACCAACCACCCCUCCUACGCAACAGCCUACAACAACGGCCAGGGCGCCCUGAUCGUCGAAGGCUUCAGCCCGCUCAACACAUUCGGCAACUUCUGCUCCGUCGUCGUCGCACUGGGUCUUAUCGCCAACGCAAUCGCACCAACCUACUCCGCCGGCGUCGACUUCCAAGUCCUCGGCCGCUACGCCGAGCGCGUGCCCCGCGCGAUCUGGAAUACCCUCGGCGUGAUCAUCUACACGGUCUGCGCGCUCGUGGGCCGAAGCCACCUCGCCGAAAUCUUCACCAAUUUCCUGGCGCUGAUGGGCUACUGGGUCGCUAUCUGGAUUGGAAUUAUUCUGGAAGAACGCUUCAUUUUCCGUCGCCAGGGGUACAACUGGGCUGUUUGGGACGAACCAGCUAAACACCCGAUUGGGAUUGCGGCGCUCAUUGCGUUUUUGGUUGGCUGGGCUGGAGCGAUUCUCUGCAUGGCGCAGGUUUGGUAUAUUGGGCCUUUGGCUGGGUUGGUGGGGGAGUAUGGUGCUGACAUGGGAAACUAUGUUGGGUUCUCGUGGGCUGCUGUGGUUUACCCGCCUCUCAGAUAUCUUGAGCUGAAGCACUUUGGAAGGUAA
This is a messenger RNA of Aspergillus calidoustus, 1590 nucleotides long. NCBI's taxonomy places the organism in Eukaryota, Fungi, Ascomycota, Eurotiomycetes, Eurotiales, Aspergillaceae. The record is from the annotation of a GenBank genome assembly.